AUGCUCAUAGACGAGGAAUCGAAAUCGAACAACACCAGAACACCUGAGCUAUCUACUGAAAGUCCGAGUUCGCCUACCGGUGAAAAAUCUUAUCUUGAUGCAAACGACGAUGAAUCGAAGCCCAAGGGAAAGCUCCGUGGACGGAAGAGAACUCUAGCUGGACCCCCGUAUCUUUGCCAGUUCCCUGACUGCAACAAAAGCUUCCAGCGCUCUGAGCAUUUAUCCCGACACAAACUAAACCACAACCCGAAAAAGAUCUUCAGCUGCUCCCACAUUGGAUGCGAUAAGACUUUUGUGAGACACGAUCUUCUUUUGAGGCAUCUGAAGAGACAUGAAAACAAAAUACAGAAACAAAAGUUGACGACAAAACCUAUCAACAACAGCACAGCUCCAAAUCUAUUUAAUUGGUUGUUUCCAGAGACCAGUCUAAUCUCUGGAACAGAUCCCCCGACUCACCACAACGCUGAAAGCUACAUGGGCCACUCAACUGAAAACAAUCCUCUUCCAACUGUGAAUUUUUUGAGCAGGACAAAUGUUAACAGCAAUCAUAAUCUGAUGUCCUCUUAUACCAACACCAACACCAACACGAAUCCCAGCAACAACAUCAAAUUUGAGAUUUUGAUCCCGACUUUGAAAGGUCACGUUGAUUUCACAAAGUUGAAGUUUGAGAAAGCCUUGAAAACGUAUUGGAAUUUUUUUCAUCCACGGUUUCCCAUGCUCCAUCGUCCGACUUUCAACUCAACGGAUGCCCCAUUACUAUUGUUAUUGUCGAUGAUUAUUUUGGGCUCCAAGUUGUUUAUGUGCGUUGAUAACAUCACUUGCCCUGAUGAUAAAAAACUAGUUCAACCCAAGUCUCUAGCUGACACAAUCAGUGAACCACUUAGAUGGCUAUUGUUUGCAUCUCCAUUUUUUCAACCCCCAGCCGAAGUCUGGAUCAUUCAAAGUUUACUGAUGUUGGAGUUUUAUGAAAAACACUGUUCUAGUCGUAAGCUCCAUGAAAGAUCUCAUUUGCACCAUGGUACAACCAUUCAACUUCUAAGACGCUCACCUACUCUAGGCGGUGCACCAACAAAGAUAAACACGGACACUGCUAAUGAAGAAACUGAAAAUUGGUGCAAAUGGAUUGAAAUUGAAUCUAUGAAACGAGCAACUUUCAUGUGCUUCUACAUGGAUGCAAUUGACGCAAUUUGCAUGGGCCACCAGAUGUUCAUAUGCUCCCACCAGAUUCAAAUGACCAUGCCUGUAGCAGAUUCGGUAUGGGAAUCCAACUUUACUCAAUUCAUUAGGAAUUUCAAGAAGGAGGAGAGGCCGAGACAAUUUUUGAUUGUCUUGAGGGAUAUAAUGAAUGGGAAACCAACAAAGACCAAUUCGUUUGGUAAAAAGAUACUGUUAGCUGGUUUGAGUGCAAUUCUUUUCCAAAUACAACAGAGAGAUCUUCAGUUGUUUUUUGGGCUCGACAAGUUCACCAACACGAUUUCCAAGAAUUGGCGUGAUUUAUUAACAGCUGCGUUCGCAAUUUGGAGAAAUGAUGUUGGAAGCUCAUGUUGUUCUUCAAGAACUGCAAUUGAUAAUUUGAACUCAUUGGGAAACUCGUCUCAAUUCUCAACAUCUGACACAAGAUGUAAAUGUAUUGCGUAUCAUUUAGCGCACAUUUACAUGUCCAUCUCCCAUUAUGACAUUUUUAUUGUUUGUGGUGCUCCUUGGAGAAUGAAUGUCAAGCCUUCUUCUAUACAUGAGAGGAAUGCCAUCAAACGGAGGGUAAUGGAGUGGUCAAAGACAAGGCAUUGUGAAGUUUCCGUGGUCCAGUGUUAUCUAUCACUGUUUGAGAUGUUUUUGUCUCCACAGGACUCGACCUACGAAUAUCAGUACGACUAUUUACCGGACGCUGAUCUUUUUUUCCGGAGUUACAUGAUCGGAUACAUUCUGUUAGUGAUAUGGGGCUAUUUAUACAGCAGUGAUAAGUUGAAGAAUAUUGAUAUCAAUCAUGAAGAUAACAAUAGUGGAUACUUAUAUUUGAAGAAGAUGCGGACUCAAUUCACAUUGAAAAGUGAAGGGAUAUUGCUCCACACGUGGUUUGCCAACCCAUCUGGGGCUGAGUUUUAUGGCGACUUGAUGAGAUGGGUGAAUGUGCUGAAUGACAUUGAAGGACUCGAAAACAUAGUGGGAUUGUUAGACAUGAUAGGCAAGAAGCUAGCCAGCGCCGAUUAUACGGUUGUGCGAGAAGUUGGAAAAUUGUUGCUAUUCUGUAAGGACAGAACUAUUGGCUGCACGGAUAAGGAGAUCCUUGAGGAUAUGUAUCAUCCGGACUGA
This is a messenger RNA of Pichia membranifaciens NRRL Y-2026, 2310 nucleotides long. RefSeq lists its product as hypothetical. NCBI's taxonomy places the organism in Eukaryota, Fungi, Ascomycota, Pichiomycetes, Pichiales, Pichiaceae. Gene Ontology annotation, molecular function: zinc ion binding; RNA polymerase II cis-regulatory region sequence-specific DNA binding; DNA-binding transcription factor activity, RNA polymerase II-specific. Gene Ontology annotation, biological process: regulation of transcription by RNA polymerase II; DNA-templated transcription. Gene Ontology annotation, cellular component: chromatin. The transcript is spliced from 3 exons. Bases 1 to 2310 code for a protein of 769 amino acids. The record is from RefSeq and is a predicted model, not a curated record.